Aplysia californica (California sea hare) is the source of this 1639-nucleotide messenger RNA. Its product is annotated as alpha-(1,3)-fucosyltransferase C. The coding region runs from base 131 to 1522 and encodes 463 amino acids. The transcript has 4 exons. Gene Ontology annotation, cellular component: membrane. The record is from RefSeq and is a predicted model, not a curated record. Gene Ontology annotation, molecular function: alpha-(1->3)-fucosyltransferase activity. Lineage: Eukaryota; Metazoa; Mollusca; Gastropoda; Aplysiida; Aplysiidae.
AACAACGAAAACAACAACAACAACAACAACAACAACAACAACAACAACAACAACAACAACAACAACAACAGCAAUAAAAAUAAUAACAACAACAACAACAUUAACAAAGGCAGCAACAUCAUAAUACGACAUGCCACCCACACUCCACACUUACAGACUAAGGAAAAAAAUAUGUCUUAAGUCAGGCAUCUUCUUCAUCAUAGUUCUCUUGACUUUCGCUUACCUCAGCCAUAGCGGUAUAGCGUCAAUUGUCCUGGGUUACUUGAAAAUAUGGUUGCCUGAGCAGCCACGGCAAGAAAUGGCCCAAACAAAACCUGCUGGUAAUUUCAAUCCUGUGACGGCUCCUGAGCCGAAUAUUGAUACAAUAGUGGGCACAUUCCCCUGGUUGGGACGCCUUAAUUCUAUCAGCAGCAAACUGAUUGCUUUAAGGGAGCUGAAAAAGAUGGGGUAUGAAGCUGCCGAGAGCCACAGUUUCAAAUCUCCUUACAUAAUAACUCCCGUGGUGUCCUCAAAAAUUACUGGACUAAAUUUCCACUCCGGUGGUUUCAAAUCUUGCAAUCCUUCUGGGAAGAAAAAGAAACGCAUUGCUUGUUUCAACUGCCCUGACUGGAUGGACGAUUCUGCCAUGAAAAGGAACAGAGACUUCCAGGCGUGCCCGUGUCCUUCCUGUGAAUACAUCGGAGGCAGGAAGGAGAUGGCGUCAGCGGAUGUUGUACUAUUCUUCGUGGGCAUGCUGGGCAAGGAACGACCGCCUCCGAGACCCACAGGACAAAUCUGGGUCAUGGCCUCCAUGGAGUCGCCGCCUUACUUUGGAUACCCGCAAAACUACCAGCCAUGGCGUGACGUGUUCAACUGGACACUGACUUACCGCACAGACUCGGACUGGUUCAGAUCCUACGGCCCUCUGGUCUGGAGAGACAAGGAUCUGCUCUUGACAGAUGACCACUACCUGUCCCUAGCGAGAGGCAAAACUCGAGACGUCGCCUGGUUCGUCAGUCACUGCCCGGUACAGAGCCGGAGGUUGGAGUACGUGCGACAACUGCAGAAAUACAUCAAUGUUGACAUCUACGGGAAAUGUGGGAAUCUCUCCUGCCCUCGCUCUCAGUUUCACCAAUGCCAAGACAUGCUGAAGACGUACAGAUUCUACCUGUCCUUUGAGAACUCUUUCUGCCAGGACUACGUGUCGGAAAAACUCCUCCUGCUGUAUAAACAGCGCAGUCACGUGAUCCCCGUGGUCAGAGGAGGCUUUGAUUAUGACCGCUACCUUCCUCCAGACACCGUGAUCAACGCCGCUCAUUUCAGAUCGGCUCGGGAACUAGGGGUUUACCUGAAGGAGCUGGGUUCCAAUCCCGACCGUUACGCCAAGGUGCUCAAGGAAGUAGACAAGCUGACUGGGUUGGGUCACUACAUCGACUGGUGCGACAUCUGUGAGAAAAUUAACACCGUCACCGCGAGCAAGAAGAUCCCAGACAUCAAGGCCUGGUCAAAUGAAGGGAAAUGCCAUCCGCCCAAAGAUGUCUAGUACUAGUAUACACAAAACAAAAGUCUGAUUCCAUUUUUCGGAAACUAGAUGUAGAUGGUUUUUGUUCACUUGAGAAGAUCUUCAAAUAUUAAAGCUUGAUUAUUACAUCUAUUCAAA